Molecule: messenger RNA, 1812 nt
Organism: Ricinus communis (castor bean)
Lineage: Eukaryota; Viridiplantae; Streptophyta; Magnoliopsida; Malpighiales; Euphorbiaceae
Product: phosphatidylinositol transfer protein 3
Exons: 6
Coding region: 620-1507 (295 amino acids)
Molecular function (GO): phosphatidylinositol transfer activity
Source: RefSeq, a predicted model, not a curated record
UUUUCUUAUUUGGAAUAGGAUCUCUAUGUAACAGAGAAAAUGUCUACAGCUUGUUCCUCCGAAUGACUUUACUAUACAUUUUUAUUGUUUUUUAUGUAUAAAUUUUAGCUCUUUGUUCUCCUUGAUUUUUCUUUCAGAGAUAAUUUGAAGGCUGAUAUUCUUAAUUUUGUGUUUUUUUUUUUAUAAAUUUAAAUCGAUUGGACUGUGGUUAGAUCGUGAUAAUUGUGUUGAUCUGACAUGCAGUUGGCCUAGUAGUCUUAGUUCAUGUUUUUGUUACUAUUUAUAUGACAUGACUUGCGAGCAGUAUCCCAUCUGUAUGACUUGCGGUUAUGUGUUAGGUUUGUUUUCAGUUCAGACUUGACACAAGUUAUUCCUAUAUGCAAUUUCAAUUAGUUUGAUUGCAUUGCUCUUGUGAUCUAAUUUUUGACUCUAAAGGGCCUUACUGAGAGUAACCUUGUGACUUGAUUUGAAAUUUGAAUUUUCUUCUAUCAGCAAUAGACUUCAUUAUGUAAUUUUUCUUGGCUAAGACAUGAGUAAUUAUUUCAAAUCAUUACUCUAUUGUGGUACUUUGGUCUAUGAUGUGUUACUCUAAUGAAGGUCGAAUUAGGUUACAAUUGCAAUGUUUCAUCGUUGGAGUAAUUCCCACAAGGAUCAGGAGGAUGAAUCUCUGAAGCAGAAGUCUAAGAUCAAUGAGCUUAGGAAUGUGAUUGGACCCCUAUCUGGACGUAGUUUACAAUAUUGCACCGAUGCAUGUUUGAGAAGAUAUCUGGAAGCUCGGAGCUGGAAUGUAGACAAAUCAAAGAAAAUGCUGGAAGAAACCCUUAAGUGGAGAUCAGCGUAUAAACCUGAAGAAAUCCGUUGGAAUGAAGUUGCAAUUGAAAGUGAGACUGGUAAACUGUACAGAGCAAACUUUCGUGACAGACAAGGAAGGACUGUACUUAUACUGAGGCCAGGAAUGCAGAAUACAAAAUCAAUAGAAAAUCAGCUGCGACAUUUGGUGUAUAUCAUAGAGAAUGCUAUAAUUAACCUUCCAGAGGGUCAAGAAGAAAUGGCAUGGUUGAUAGACUUUACUGGGUGGUCAAUUAGCAACAGCGUGCCCAUAAAAACAGCUCGUGAAACAAUUAAUAUAUUACAGAACCACUAUCCUGAGAGGCUAGCCAUAGCAUUUCUCUAUAAUCCUCCACGGAUUUUUGAAGCAUUUUGGAAGAUUGUCAAGUAUUUCAUUGAUGCCAAAACAUUCCAAAAGGUGAAGUUUGUGUAUCCCAAGAAUCUUGAGAGUGUAGAGCUCAUGAGGUCAUAUUUCGAUGAUGUGAAUCUUCCAACAGACUUUGGAGGAAAAGCCAUGUUGAAGUAUGAUCAUCAAGAGUUCUCAAGCUUAAUGGCUCAAGAUGAUGUCAAAACGGCAUCAUUCUGGGGAUUGAACGAUAAGCAUCAAGCGGCUACAAAUGGGCAUCAUGGAGCUGAGGUUGUUCCAGAGCCAAUUGGCCUAGUGCCUCCAGCUGUCUAAGCUUCCCAACUUUGGAGAGUUAUUAUUGCAGUGGCAAUAUAUAACUAUUACAUAUAUAUAUAUAUAUGUUCUUUAUUAGAAGCCAUCAACUGGAUGGAAUCAAGAUCUUAAGAUUCUGUAAGACACUAUCAAUAUCUGUCAGCAAUAUUCUAGCUAGGAUGACAGAAUGUGCAACUCGUAGUACGCAAGGGAAGCCCUAUGUUUCCUCCCAAAUCUACCGUAUCUUAUGCUUUGGCAGAUACCCUCUCUGUGAACCAUGAAUUCACCGGAAUGAAAUAAUGCUGCUCCCCACCGUUGUCUAUUCA